This is a messenger RNA of Candidozyma duobushaemuli, 525 nucleotides long. RefSeq lists its product as uncharacterized. The record is from RefSeq and is a predicted model, not a curated record. NCBI's taxonomy places the organism in Eukaryota, Fungi, Ascomycota, Pichiomycetes, Serinales, Metschnikowiaceae. The transcript has a single exon. Bases 1 to 525 code for a protein of 174 amino acids.
AUGUCUUCUUCAGUUCAUUUUCCAAAAAUCGACUACCGUGGUGCUACGGUAGAAGAUUUGGACAUUCGCCCAGCUAUUUCCAUCAACCCAUCUACUCUAAUCAAUAGAGCCUUGGAGGUGUCAUUCGAGAAUGAGUUCACAUACUUGCCAGUUAUCGAUGAAGACCAUAAAACUCUCCUCGGGGUUUUGAAUGUUGAGAACUUGGAAAAAAACAAGCUUACUGAUGUCGAACCUAUUACGAAGAACUAUAUGCUUUGGUUUAGUCAGAAGGCCAGAGAGAAAUAUGAGAAGAACUUUUCAAAGAGAACAGCCACACCACUUAAUUCGAAGAUCAUCAGGCCAAAGCCAGGUAAAGGCAAGCAUUACCAUGUCCUUACGCCCUUGACGCCCUUGGAGACCCUUGCUGAGUUCUUCAAUGCUGGCAACUUCUUCGCCAUUAUCACAAACGGAGAAGGCAGUUUAGUCUAUGGUGUGGUGACGCCAGAAGACCUAACUAAAUACGAACACUCAAGACCUCGCUUGUAA